This is a messenger RNA of Cheilinus undulatus (humphead wrasse), 6413 nucleotides long. RefSeq names its product RAB39B, member RAS oncogene family b (gene rab39bb). Gene Ontology annotation, cellular component: Golgi membrane. The transcript is spliced from 4 exons. Lineage: Eukaryota; Metazoa; Chordata; Actinopteri; Labriformes; Labridae. The coding region runs from base 958 to 1599 and encodes 213 amino acids. Gene Ontology annotation, molecular function: GTPase activity; GTP binding. Gene Ontology annotation, biological process: Rab protein signal transduction. The record is from RefSeq and is a predicted model, not a curated record.
GUGAUUGUGCUGCUUCCCCGUGUUGUACUGUUAACCGUGAAGCAUGACGAGCUAAAACAAGACGAACAAACUCUCCAGUAUCAAAAACGUUACUGUUGUUCCGUAUUCUUAAAUUAACAAGCGUCUGUGUAUGCAAGUCGGCACGUAUUUCCGCAAAUACACGGAAAAUAUCCAGGCUUUAAUUUUGUCCACAAAAUUACACCCUUUUAAGGUAGUUUUACGUCGACAUACGUAUCAAAAGAAGCCAAACCUUUGCAGUUAUGUUAACGUUUCUUUUAUGAGGCAGUUUUUGAAUUAUUUUUCCUACUUUGUCUGUUUACGUUUGUCCACGGUGUUUUUCCUUGUGUGCUGCGCCUCUACUCGGUCCUUUACGGUAGUGGUACUGAUGCGGGAUGAGUCAGGCUAUAUGAUGCUGCUGCUACUGCUGCCAUUUCAUCAGCAGAGAAAGCCCAAAAACACAGAGCAAACACAGACAUGAUACCGCGGGAUUCCCCUCUGACAGCGUUAAUUCUGCCUUUAUAAGCACCCAAGCUGCUCGAAACGGAAACCGAGAGAAGAGGCUCGUGUGUGCUUUGUCCGUGGCUCCAACUGAAACCGUAAGAUCCGCUAUUUCUACAGCGCACCUGCUCUGGAUGCGUUUUUCUCUGCGCUCUCCAUCGGGCCUGACAUUAACAAGGAAACAGCCCUGAACUCCAGGGCCUACACUGUACACAGCAGCCUGUGUUUUCAAGACAAACAUCGAGUCCCGGAGGCGUUGUCACAGUUUCAGUUGUGUUUUUUCUUUUCUGUGCGUCCUGAGGAUCGAUCCAGACAGACUCGUCGGUGCCAUGGAGCCCACAUCAGCCUGGUCCUGAACGGUACAAGGGAACAAGCAACCUUUCUGGCCUAAACUAGAGUCCUGCUCCAAACGACAGUCGGCCACAGCAGCGCGAGCGACAGACGGGCACAGCCGCAGUCAUGGAGGCGAUCUGGCUCUAUCAGUUCCGGCUGAUCGUCAUCGGGGACUCCACGGUGGGGAAGUCGUGUCUGAUCCGGCGGUUCACGGAGGGUCGCUUCGCCCAGGUGUCGGACCCCACCGUCGGCGUGGACUUCUUCUCCCGGCUGGUGGAGAUCGAGCCCGGGAAGAGGAUCAAGCUGCAGAUCUGGGACACGGCGGGUCAGGAGCGCUUCAGGUCCAUCACCAGGGCAUACUACCGCAACUCAGUAGGCGGUCUCCUUCUGUUUGACAUCACCAACCGCCGCUCCUUCCAGAACGUCCAUGACUGGCUGGAAGAAGCCCGCAGUCAUGUCCAGCCACAUAGCAUUGUCUUCCUAUUGGUGGGCCACAAGUGUGACCUGGAGGCACAGCGCCAGGUAACUCGCCAGGAAGCAGAGAAGUUGGCAGGGGCCUACGGGAUGCGCUAUGUGGAGACGUCGGCCCGCGACGCCAUCAACGUUGAGCAUGCCUUCACUGAGCUGACCAGAGACAUCUUUGCCCUGGUGCGGUCUGGUGAUAUAACAAUCCAGGAGGGCUGGGAAGGCGUGAAAAGUGGGUUUGUCCCCAAUGUGGUUCACUCUUCAGAGGAAGUAACCAAGAGUGACCGCCGUUGUCUAUGUUGAUCUGGGAAGAGUUUUGGGACUGAAGGUGAAAAGAGGAGGGAUCCAAGAAGGAUUCAGAGUGAAGUGGCUGACGGACUUGGGCAUCAGCCCUCUGACUGAACUGUCAGUACCCUUCUGUUGUUCCUUCUUCAGACUGGAUAUAUGAGAGGGUGAUUGAUGAAUUCAGUGAACGGCAGAUAGACAUUGGACUAAACAUCUAGACGGAUCACUAAAGGAUUGCACCCAUUUCUGUAUUCCUUUGAUUUCUCAGAGAGGAACGAUCACAGAUGCUCAUCAGCGUGUGUGAGGGAUCCCAUGAUUCAGUUCUUUUAGCUUUGGUUUGGACUCCUUACUAAAACCCCUCCCUGAAAGUCUGAGAAAGGCCUUAGAAAGAGGAUCCAAGUUUUGGUUCUUCACCAAUACUACAGACUUGUUUGAUCUUUCACCCCCCCCAUCUCUUCCUUCACCUCUCUUCUCUCUACUAAACUUUGUCCUCUCCUCUUAUAUGCAAUUACAUACAAAAUGUUCACUUUUACAUUGGUGUCCAACCUUUUCCUAGCACAUAUCAUCAGUACCUUUAGGUUCAGCCUUCCUUCUUAACAAGAGUUGUGUUUCUCAUGAGCUGUCAUUUUGCUCCACAUUGCACCAUCAGAGCUCAAUGGAGAAGUCCUGGAGGUCCUGAUGGGAGGGAACGAUUCCCUUUGCAGAACUGUGAUUUUGUUUCCAGAGAACAUAUUGUUGGGGUGAUUUAGGCCUCCAGUGAGCUCGAUGACAUUGGCCAGAUGGGUAUAUCCACUAUCAUUCUGCUAAAUAUUACACUUUUACAAAAAUCAUCACCCAACCAUUUAAAAAAUGUCUCAGUAAGAAAGAGAAAACGUGUACAGCUUAACAGUAUGAGAUGGACUAAUGCUGGAGUUAGAAAGCACCUUAACAGCCAAGCCCACCCUGUCUCUGGAGCCUAAUUUGGGACAUUUGAAGGAUACGACACAAGCCGGAGAUUAUUUCUUAAGUGAAGAAGGACCAUACCAUGGACUCUUUAAGAGAUCUACACAACCCAAAAUGCACGCCUAUGGACUAUAUAACCAUGCAUAGAAAGUCCAACUGGCAGGCAUUGAAUUGAGCCAAUAGAGAUAGAGGAUCAAGGUUACAAUUAAUUUUGAGGAAGUGGUUUUCAUGCCUUUAUUGAAUGAGUGUGCAAGUGUAAUAUCUCAUCACAAUUUUGUUUGCUCAUGGCCUUCCAUUUAUUGUUUACAACUAUUAAUCUCCAACUAAAGGCAAGGCAAAACAAUCUUGGCAUCAGUAAGUGCGUUUACAUGCAGUUACAAAGGUUGAUUUAUUGUGAUACUACUCAAACUUUUCUCCAAAGUAGCCUGAGCUAUUGCCAGCUGUCUUUGGAAUAAACCAUAUGCUUGAGGAAUCACAUUUUUACCAAAAGUAAAGCAAAGACACAUCCAUCUUCGUCCACAUAUCAGAGGAAAUUGAAAGCUUUGCCUUUUGGCUCAGCUUACUCGUCACCACAGCAAUCUAGUACACGCCUGCAUCACUGUUGGUGCUGCACCAAUCCACCUCAUGGUCAAUUCAGAGCUGUACAGUUGUCCACGUUUUCCUCAUUCCAUUAUUCAACCAGUUUGCUGCAUGCCAACACAUUAGCAAGGUUAAUCAGAAGACCGUCUGAUAUUCACUCACUGAAGAGGGGGUAUAGCCACAUUCUAUUAGAGUUGGGCAUAGUUUGGUAAAACUGAUUAUCCCCUGGUGUUUUUAUACUGAGACAAGGACACUAGUGGCCUAACUGAGCUAGAACCAUUUAAAUGUGCAUGUAAACGUACUGGCUGUUUGGGUUUGGCCUUCACAUGAAAUGGUUUACCUUGCAUUUAUGAGGUACUGAAAUAUUAUCAUAAAGUUAGUCCUCAACUGGGAAAGUUUACAUUAACGCCUCUGCAAGUCAAAACAACACGCAAGGUCAUAGAUGACCUGCAGAGCUAAUUAGCCUGGCAUCAUUUACACAGAAUUUUAGCUGAUUAAUUCUUUGCUUACAUGUUACUUUAUUAUUGUAUAAGGUUGAAACAUGGAGUACUGAGAAAUCAUAUAGAGUGCAGCAGGAAUGAAAUGUUUUUGUUGGCCAAACAGGAAGUUAGCAUCGCAAAGGUUCCAAUGGCAGAAAGCCUUUGGGGUUUUUCCAUGCGUUUUGGGAAUAUUGCUGUAUACGUGCUCUGUGGGAAAAAAAAGUUUGACAUUCAUUAAGAUAAUCUUCGCUACUUAAUCUCUGUUAUUGAUGGAAGUGAAAAGCUAAUAUUAGGCUUCAAGGAAACUGCAUCAUUGUCGACCAACUUCAGAGUAACCAUCUCUAAGCUUCAAACUUUUAUUUCACAGUCUUAACUCUUCUGGAAAAGACCUUCUUAGUUCAACCUGAUUAAGUCAGUGGUCAUGGCCCUCUCAGUUGUAAGUCUGACAUUGUUUUUCUAAUAGAUGAGUGUACACGUUUUGCAUGAAUCCAUUCAAUGUCCCGUGCAAACUUAUAGGACCCCUAGUCCUAGUUAGUCACUUGUUAGCAAUUGCCUUUUGAGACAUAAAACUAGAGCUAUUGCUUAUCUCUUAAGCUUGAGUUUACCACAGAACUUAGUUUGGGCACGUGAACGAAAAUUCAUUAAAAAAUCCCAAAGACUUCGAGACAGUGGAACCAGAAUUGCUAAAAUGCUAACAAUUACUAAGACAGUUUGGCUGCAGACUGAAGAUCUUUGAAGCCCUCCCUUGCAGACUUAUACAGUGAGACGCCACCUCUGUAGGAUGGAUGCAUGCUAAAACUUUCAAAAUAAAAUCAGAUUAAACUUCCAUUUAGGGAUAGAGUUAGAGUUGAGGUAAGGGUCAGAAUGCCAAGAGUUAAAAUCAGUAAAAUAACCUGCAAAACCGGAUUACAAAACUCUUAAUGAAGCUGAGUCAACAGUCUGUUUUUAGGAAAAAGGUGGUCCCUCUUGAAAACACUAAUGCAGCUCUAGUAGCUAAGCCUGAGCUUACGAAGCUAUGUUAGUUACGUAUGCUACGUAACAUAGCUACAUAACUAGCAUAGCUAAAGCAAACAAAGCUACGUUAGAUUAUGCCAUCUUUGUUAAAGGUAGACCUGCUUAAGAAGUAGUCAUGUCAUCACUUUAGCUUUGUUGGCUUAGCUAAAGCUAACAUAGCUACAUUGGCUUACAUAGUAAUGUUUAACUACGUAGUUAUGGAAGCCAUGCUAGCUUUAGCUAAAGCUAGCAUAACUACUUUUAAAACGGGUCCACAUACAAUUUAACCCUCAAUUAGACAUCAGACCUUUUCUCUGUUUCAUUUAUGAAAUGUUGCUUAGUCUGUAAUGUUUGCAGUGUGUUUAUUUCAUAAAUGUAACAGCCAGACUUCACCUAUGAAUAAAGUAGAACUAAAAAAAAAGUAUAAAUAUAGUGCUGGGACAUUACGCCCCUUCCGAUACGGCAUCUCACUGUAGUGAUCUGAAAAAGGGGAUGUCUGAGAUCUACCGUCUGUAGCCAGAUCCCUCUCACAUUUGCGGAUUUCAGGACUCAUUACUGCAGCACUCUGUUGUUUCUACAUUAAGGGCACAAGUUUGUGAAAACACCUGAAACAUAAGAGCUUACCAACUUGGAAACUGGGAACAUCCAAGCAGCAUGUAAAUGCAGAGCUUCUCCUUACAACCCCGGUUUGGUUAUGUCAAUAAAAUCUUUGAACAGGACUGGUUUUCUAAUCACAUUAACCGUUUUACAAUUUUGCCCUAGAUUUUGGGCAAAUACCAGUGUUUCUACAAAUGACAAAAGAAGAAAAAGUCUUGGUAAAGACUGGUAAAAGGGAUGGUAAAAUCAUGAAACUGGUUUAUAUAAAUAACACAAACUAGAUAUUCUUAGAGGAUUAGUGCAGGCUAAAUAAAGCAUUUGUCGGUAACAUCAAGCUACUGUACACUUGAUGGUUAAUAGAUCAGAAUUUCUCAUCAUUUUGACAUAUAUACGAUGACUAGGAGCAGAUUUGAUUGUGUGCAAUUAAAUGCAUCAAUCUUUGUUUUCCACAUAAUUUGGCCUGUAUUUCACACUUUUUGACCCUCAUAUUUAACUGACUAGUAUCAUCACUGCUACAUCUGUCUCUAUUUUUUUAUUUAUCCCAUGCCUUUUUAUUUUGCAGUUUAUCUUCUGUUGAUACAUCAGGAAACUGUAAGUGCUUCAUUUUUUUCACUGUAUGCCUUCUUUUGACAUGUCUCCAAAGAGUUUUAGUUGUGUUGUCUCAUUUUUACAUGAAUGUACGGAGGGAAAAAGGUGAGAUUUUACACCCCGGUUGUCAUAUAACAAUGUGUGAGUGAGAACAAUUCCCUGUCAAAGCCACAAAACCUUUUCCUUACAAAAACUUGACAAAGGUUGGGUAAAUAUUUUGGGACUUGAUUGAAAAUUAUUCAGAUGACGGUCCAUUACCAUAUCUGUACACACUGAAUUAUUCUUAAUGAGUGAUAUGUUGCCAGACAGAGAGACUGAUCUGCAAAUAUCCUUCUACAAAUAAAGAGCGAAAGCCUGACGCCUUUGUGUUGUUGAACUUCCAUAUUGUUUUUUAACUAUCUGCUUUUGGUUCUGUUUGCUUUAUCAUCACAGAGUUUUAAAUUUUAAAUGUUCCCAAGUGGAUGUCAUGGUGUAAAGCUCAGGAAAUGUUGAGGUCUGUGUGGGUGGGGGUGGAUUCAAGUCAACUCCACCUUCUGGGCUGCCAAGACUCUUUCACCAGAUGUCAGCCAGCUGUUUGAUCUGCUCUGCUGUACAAAAUGAUUUUCUCUACUCUGUAAUAUCUUGCUUCUGCUCUGGAAUAUUGUCUUAAUGAAA